CUACCGAGGAGAAACCAACCAGCGUCCAUAGUCUCACUAGGCAACCCAUCGCUUUUGUUCAUUCCAACGGAAUCAAUCAAUUGGUUGAUUGUUUCACUGAUUUGCGCUUGGCUUCAUCCGCGGGAGCACCGACAACGGAACGCAAGGCAACAGAACGCAACACACCCCACUACUUCUACCACCGCACCCCCUUCCCCGCCGCAAAGAAAAGAACGGCAAGACAAACCAACACCGGCACGAUGCCCCGGUUCUUUGACGACUACUCCAACACAUACCUUACGCACGACAGUGCCGCCGGCCGGAAGCAGCAGCGCCGGGGAUGGAAGUUCCGCGAGAACUUCAAGCUGCACUACCAGAAGCACGUCGUCGAGUGGCAGAAGGGCGAGAUGGGCCUGGCCUCGGCCCAGCAGGCCUUUGUCCGGGCCCGGGGGGCCGACGAUCCCUCGAUCCCCCCCCUCCCGGACGGCUGGAAGGAGGACACGGACGAGUGCACCGGGAUCUCCUUCUUUUUCAACGAAAAAACGGGCGACCGGACCUGGGUCCGCCCGGGCUUCAUCCCGCCGCCCCCGGGGGGAGGGAUGAAGCGUGGCCCCCCUCCGAUGAUGGGCCACCGGGGAGGAGGAGGAAUGGGAAUGAACCGGUUCGGCGGCCACCACCGCGGGGGGAACAACCCGGGCUUUCACCGGGGGGGACCGCCCCCUCCCUACAACCACCACCAGCAACAGGCACCGCCACAACCACCACACCAGCAGCAGCAGCAGCGCUAUCCCCCCCGGCCGGGAGGGCCACCGCCCCCGCCCUCCAUGGGAAACCGGCCCCCGCCGUUUUUUGGUGCGCCUCCGCCCGGGCAGCAACCGCAGCAGCCGCCGCCUCCCGGGGCGUCCUUUGGGCAGCAGCCACCGCCGAUGCCCCACCACCGGGGGCCGCCCCCGCCCUUUCCGCAGGGAGGGCAGCAGCUCCCGCGGCCGCCGCCCCCCCACGGGUUCCAGAGGCCCCCCGGCUACGGGUAGGCCCAGGCCGUGGGCGCGAAGGGUUCCCCGCCCCUGCGAACGGGCCCUGCCGGUGGUUCGAUCGUGGUCCGCCUUGGUCCGCCGUGGUUUGUUAGAGAAAAAGUACGAUACACAACGCCUUCGGCCUAUUUUUUUAAGAAUUGUU
Molecule: messenger RNA, 1155 nt
Organism: Pseudo-nitzschia multistriata
Lineage: Eukaryota; Bacillariophyta; Bacillariophyceae; Bacillariales; Bacillariaceae
Source: the annotation of a GenBank genome assembly